This is a messenger RNA of Gallus gallus (chicken), 6264 nucleotides long. It is a transcript of the gene FER1L5, whose product is annotated as fer-1-like 5. The record is from RefSeq and is a predicted model, not a curated record. Bases 63 to 6155 code for a protein of 2030 amino acids. Gene Ontology annotation, molecular function: calcium ion binding; calcium-dependent phospholipid binding. Gene Ontology annotation, biological process: T-tubule organization; plasma membrane repair; vesicle fusion. Gene Ontology annotation, cellular component: T-tubule; membrane; cytoplasmic vesicle. The transcript is spliced from 50 exons. NCBI's taxonomy places the organism in Eukaryota, Metazoa, Chordata, Aves, Galliformes, Phasianidae.
AAUGCAUUCAGGAACGUGCCGGCACCGUGGUGACAGCGCCGCGGUGACACGGGGACACGGCCAUGCUGCGGCUGCUGGUGGCCAACGCUCACCUCCCGGCAGCCACCGGUGCAGGACCCGCUGUGCACGUGUAUGCUCGCUUCAGAGGGGUCCCCAGGAGCACCCGGGUGGUGUCGGCAGAGCGCAGCCCCACAUGGAACGAGACACUGGUGUGGCCUCUGGCCGCACGUCCCCUGCGCCCCACGGACAGCCUGGCCCUGCGCCUGCAGCUCUGGGGUCAGCCGGAACCACACAGGCUCCUGGGUGCCACCACAGUGCCUCUGCGCUGCCUGGCAGAGGACCCCGGGCUGCCGCUUGAUCUUGGCCAGCUCCCGUUGCGGGACCCCCAGGGACAUCCCACGGGGGCCACCAUCUCUUUGCGCUGCUCCUACGUCCCCCCCGGGCAGGUGGCAGCGGGGAAUGCCACGUCCCAGCGGUCAGAAGGAAUGGCACCGUCCCUGUCCCCUCCACGUCCCACCCCAGUGCAGGGGACAGCCAUCGGGAUGGCACCGCGCCGCCACCCCAAACCUGCGGCGGGGAAGAAGGAGGAUUUCCAGGUGCGGGUCAGGGUCCUCGAGGGCCACCAGCUGCAGGGCAGUGCCAUCAAACCGGUGGUGACGGUCCUCAUUGGCGAGCAGCGCUUCAGGAGCAGGAUCCGUGCUGGGAACAAUCCCUACUACAACGAGGUGUUUUCUCAGCAUUUCCACCUGACGCCUGCACAGCUGGCAGCACUGCCCAUCCACAUCCAGGUGCUCAACUCCAGGGCCAUCCGUGCCGAUGCCAUCAUCGGCGCCUUCAAGCUGGACGUCGGCACCGUCUACAACGCACCGGGGCGCAGGCUGAGAGGGACGUGGCUGAGCCUGCAGCACCCCCGGCACCCCGAUGCUGGAUGCUGUGGGUACCUCCGUGUCAGCGCGGCCGUGCUGCGUGCCGGUGAGCCCGUGCCGGAGCAGGAGGAGGUAGCAGGGAGCCAGGAGGUGGAAGCCAACCUCUUGCAGCCUGCAUUGCUCGCCCCAUGUGUGGCCACGCUCCAGCUCUGCAUCUACCACGCCGAGGAUCUGCCCCGGGAGGAGCCAUCCCGUCCGUUCCUUGCCGGCAGCAAGAGGAGCUUCGUGGCAGCAGCGGUGCGCGCCAGCUUUGCGGGCAGGACGGUGGGUGAUGGGGGCACAGUGGGUGCUGCUGGCACAUGGCGAGGGGUGACAGCGUCCCCAACACAGCUCUGCACUCGAGUGAUGCCCCCCGACGCCAAGCCCACAUGGAACGAAGUGUUCUUCUUCCCUCUGCGGCUGCCCCCACUCUGUGAUGCUAUCGAGCUGGCCAUCCUUAGCGGGUCUAAGGUGCUGGGCACCGCCGCGCUCCACCUCUCCCACAUCUCCUCCGCCGGCACUGAGCUCGAAGGAGGGGCCCCAGGUUUCUUACCCUGCUUCGGACCCAGCUUCCUCCCCUUCUACGGUCCCCGGAGAGAUGUUGUUGCCAUGCCCAGUGUGAGUGCGGACACCAUGGUGGCAUACAGGGGCCGGGUGCUGCUGGAGCUCAGCACCCACACGGGGGACUCCGAUGGGCGCCAGCAGGACUCCAUCGCCCCAGAGGACGUCGCCCGUGUGCAGCGCCUUCUGCCCCGCCGCCACCGCUUGGGGCUCUGCGCCGUGUUCUAUUCGGCCACCAUGCUGUCCCCCAUGUCCGAACCGCUGCGCUUCGAGCUCAGCAUCGGCAACCAUGGGGACACCGGGGACACCACGUGCCACCCCGCUGCCUCCGCCACACCGCAAGGCCACCCCCUCUUUGAUGGGAACCGCUACUACUACAUGCCCUGGCAUGACAGCAAGCCGGUGGUGGCUGUCACCUCCACCUGGGAGGAUGCUGGGCAGCGGUGGGACGGGCAGAACCUGCUGCACAGUGUGGGCGAGAGGCUGGAGAGAAAUGUGGCAAUGCUGCGGAACGCGAGGACGGAUACCCAUGGAGACAUUGGGAGGAAGCUGCUGCGUGAGCUGGCACGGGACUGCAGGGCCGCCCUGCCCGUGCUGCAGGCCCAGCACCCCAAAACACGGCUGGACGCGGAGCUGCGCGCCGCCCGCCUGCACCUCCUGCAGCACCUCGCCUCGGCCGCCGCCGCCGGGCCUCCGCGCCAGGCCUGGGCCGCGCUGCUCCCUGAGGCCGAGGCCUGGCUGGGCCGCGUGGCCGCGCUGCAGGCCGAGGUGCGGAGAAACCGCAGGCCGGCGUGCCCGACGUGUUGCUGUGGCUGCGGAGCGGUGCCCGCUGCCUGGCCUGCGCCCCGCGUCCCCGCGCACCGCCUCGCCUGCUCGCCCCACGGCCCCGCGGCCUGCGGGCGGCUCUGCGGACGGACGCACACUCUGCUGCUGGGGGCCCCAGGACAUCUCCAUGCCCAGCUCCGCGUCCGGCUGUGGCUGGGGCGUGUGGCUGAGAGCCAGGAGCUGCCACGUUACCUGGAGGGCCCCCUGCACGUCUAUGCUGAGAUGUAUGAGAACCAGAUGAAGAUCCUGGGCAAAUGGAGCGGACGGACACUCCCGGGUCAUCCCAGCUUCUCCGACGUCGCCGGCAGAGCGGGGCUGCCCCGCGAACGCAUCCGUCCCCCCAAGGGCUGGCGCUGGGAUGGGCCCUGGGCUGUGGAACCACCACGGCGGCUGCUGCCGGCCCCCGAGGCUGGCAUGGAUGAGGUGCUGGAAGAGGUCUACGAGAACCAGAGCCGGCAGCGCGGUGGGGAAUGGGGACCUGCUGCUGUGCCCAGCACUGAUGUGGCCGGCACGGCGGUGCCCCCCAAGGAGGAGGUGGCAUGUCCCCAAGGCUGGCACGUCACCGAUGACUGGCGGGUGGAGGUGACGGGGGCCGUGGAUGAGGCCGGCUGGGAGUAUGGGGUGAGCGUGGAGGCUGGCGACCCCUCAACUGCGUGGCACCCCAAAGAAGAGAUGUACCACACACAGCGGCGGCGGCGAUGGCUGCGCACCCGGCGGAGGGACAGCGGUGCCCAGGGAUGGGAACAGGAUGCCGAUGUGGCGCACAGCCCUGAGGCUCCGGAUAAAGUGUGGGAGUACGCAUCCCUGUGGGGCGGCCGCUUCCAUCCGCGGCGCCGAGCGGGUGAUGUGUGCCGGCGGCGCUGCUGGCAUCGGCUCAUGGUGCCAGAGCUGUCCUCAUCUGUGGCUGCCAUCUUCCUCCUGGAGGGCACAGCGGAUGCGGAGGCAAUGCCAGAGUGCAAGCAGAUGGCAGCAGCACCCAAAGGCCGAGGACACCCUCAGCACCCCAUGCCUGUCAUCCUCUGCACCUUCCAGAAACCCAGCUCCUUCCAACUGCGCUGUUACCUCUUCCAAGCACUGGAGCUGAAGCCCCACGGCACCAGGACCACAGCAGACCCCGUUGCCCACGUCUCCUUCGUGCACGUCAGCCAGAGCACCCGCGUGCUGCCCGGCACUCUGGACCCGGUUUGGGAUCAGGCGCUGCUCUUCCAUCGGGUGCCGCUCUAUGGGGACCCACGUGGGGUGCGGGAUGAGCCCCCAGCUGUGGUGGUGGAGGUGUUCGAUCAGGAUGGAGGGGGUGCUGGGAGCUUCCUUGGGAGAAGUGUGUGCACCCCAAAAGUGUGGCUGGAUGUGGGGCGCCAAAAGCCCCCCCGGCUGCAGAGAUACCCAUUGGAGGGGCCGGGGGGUCCGGCUGGGGAACUGCUGGCUGCCUUCGAGCUGCUGCACGAGGCUGAGGAUGGGGCGGUGGCACGGCUCAGCACCCCUCCAUGGAGACAGGGCACCUUCAGCAUCCCCCCGGGCAUCCGGCCGGUCCUGCGGCUGAUGGCACUGGAGGUGCUGGCGUGGGGGCUGCGGGGGCUCCGUGGCCGCUCCCUGCUGCCCGUGCGCGCCCCCAGCCUGGAGGUGCAGUGCGGGGGGCAGAUCCUGCGCAUCCCCCCCAUCACCAACCUCGCCACCAACCCCAAUUUCCCCAUCAACGCCUUCCUGCUGACGCUGCACCUACCGGUGGAGGAGGAGUACGUACCCCCGAUCCGGCUGCGGGUGUUGGACACGCAGGGCUUUGGGUAUCGGCCCCACGUGGGCCAGGCGUGCGUGCAGGACCUGGCGAGGUUCCGUCGUGAGCCCGAUGGAGAGGAGCAGCUGCCCAGACCUCGUGUCCCCGUGCCCGGUCCCAACCCCGCUGCUGCCUGGGGCAGGAUCGCUCAGAUGCUCCCCAGGGUGACCGCCGAGAAGGGGACUGCAGACAAGGACACGGAGAGGGAGGAGGAGGAUGAGGAAGAGGGCGACUGGUGGAGCAAAUUCUACAUGGCCAUGGGGGACACGGCAAAGAGCCACCGGCGGACACACAGGGACAGCCUGAAGGUGUACGGCUGUGAGCUGGAGGCCGUGCCCCAAUUCGAGGGGCUGCAGGAUUUCUGCCAGACCUUCCCCCUCUACCAGCCGGGGGGGCACCAGGGGGACGACCCCGUGCCCGUGGGCGAGUUCAAGGGGCUGUUCUGUCUCUACCCCCUACCCGAGGACCCCGGGGUGCCCCCCCCGCCCCGCCACUUCCAGGAGCUGCCCCCCAGCCAACCCCAGCAGUGCCUGGUGCGCGUCUACAUCGUCCGUGCCCUCGACCUGUCCCCUCGUGACCGCAAUGGGAUGUGUGACCCCUACGUUCGUGUCUCUCUGGGAUCAAAGACCCUGGGCCAGCGUGACCAGUAUGUGCCCAACACCGUGGAACCGGUUUUUGGCAGGAUGUUCGAGGUGAUGGGCACCGUCCCCCUGGAGAAGGACCUGCGGGUCUCACUGCUGGACCACGACCUUCUGCCACCCGACCAGGAGAUUGGCAGCACCACCAUCGACCUGGAGAACCGGCUGCUGUCCCGUUUCCGUGCCCACUGCGGGCUGCCCCCUCUGUACCGCACGGCUGGCCCCGGGCGCUGGAGGGAUCAGCUGAGCCCCAGCCGGGCGCUGGAGCACCUGGCUCACACCCGGGGGCUGCAGGCACCCGAAUUCAGCGCCGAGGGCACCGCCGUCACCUUUGGGGGCUCCACCUUCCUGCUGAGCCAUUUCGAGAGAGGUCCCCCCACAUAUCGUCACCCCGGGGCGCCCCGGGAGCGCCUGGCCCUACAUGUGCUGCGUGCGUGGAACCUCGUCCCCGAGCACCUGGAGACCAGGACGCUGUACAACAGUGCCCAGCCUGGGCUGGAGCAGGGCAAGGUGCAGAUGUGGGUGGACAUCUUCCCCGCCAGCCUCGGCCCCCCCGGGCCCCCCGUGGACAUCACUCCCCGCCAACCCCAGAGCUACGAGCUGCGCUGCGUGGUGUGGAACACGCGCGACGUGGAGCCGGGGGACAUCAACGCCGCAGGGCAGAGGAUGAGUGACAUCUAUGUGACCGGCUGGCUGGACGGGCUGGAGGAGCAGAAGCAGAGGACGGACGUGCAUUACCGGGCGCUGCAGGGCGAUGGCAGCUUCCAUUGGCGCUUCGUCUUCCCCUUCCAGUACCUGGCGGCCGAGCGGCGCUGCGUGCUGCCCCAAAAGGAGCAUUUCUGGAGCCUGGAUGAGACGGUGCUGAAGGUGCCCCCGAAGCUCAUCCUCCAAGUGUGGGACAACGACAAGUUUUCGGCCGAUGAUUUUUUGGGUGUCCUGGAGUUGGAGCUCACCCGGCUGCCCCGUCCAGCUCAGCGGCCGCAGGACUGCGCCCUUAAGCCACGCCUGAGCCCCUGGCCCUGGGGGAGGAUUGGGGGACCCCCUCAUUUCUCCCUGUUCCGGCAGAAGCAGGCGCGGGGAUGGUGGCCCUGCGUGGUGCACGAGGGCGGCACGCGGCGCAUGGCGGGCAAGCUAGAGCUGAGCCUGGAGCUGCUCAGUGAGAAAGAGGCAGAAGAGAGACCAGCGGGGAAAGGCCGGGAGGAGCCCAACGCGUACCCAACACUGCAGCCCCCCGUGCGGCCCGACUCAUCCUUCCUAUGGCUUCGGGCCCCACUGCGUGCCCUGCGCUACGCCGUCUGGCAGCGGCACCGCUGCCGCAUCACUGUGACCCUGGCACUGCUGCUGCUGCUCCUCCUGCUCCUCAACUUCAUCUACUCGGCCCCGGGUUACAUAGCCAUGAAGCUGGUGAACCCGCUGCAGGGGCUGCACCUCUUUGGCGUUGGGAGCAAACACUGAGCAGCCCCAGCGCCAGAGGUGGGACACGGAGCACUGAGGGGAUGCCGUGCAGCCACAUCACCUCCUUAAUAAAAUCAGAAGUGAGACGGGCAAAGCAGCGUGCUCUGUG